This is a messenger RNA of Psammomys obesus (fat sand rat), 1568 nucleotides long. It is a transcript of the gene Hsf2bp, whose product is annotated as heat shock transcription factor 2 binding protein. Gene Ontology annotation, cellular component: cytosol. The transcript has 8 exons. Lineage: Eukaryota; Metazoa; Chordata; Mammalia; Rodentia; Muridae. The record is from RefSeq and is a predicted model, not a curated record. The coding region runs from base 1 to 1035 and encodes 344 amino acids.
AUGGCCACGGCUGUGGACGAGGGAGCCACCACAGCCAAGCAGCCUGGUAUUAAGGAAGCCUACCGGCACAGAGAAUCUAAAGAAGAAUUUGUUAAAGUCAGGAAGAGGGACCUGGAUCGGCUGACGACGGAAGUAAUGCAAAUGCGGGACUUCUUACCCAGAAUAUUAAAUGGGGAGUUACUGGAAAGUUUCCAGAAAUUAAAGACUGUAGAAAAAAACCAGGAAAGGAAAGAAGAAGAAUUAGAGCAGCUGAGAUUGGACUGUGAACACUUCAAGGCCCGGCUAGACAUUGCGCAGGCAGACAAUGGAAGGGAGAAAAAGGAGAAGUUGGCUCUUCGACAGCAGCUGAAUGAGGCAAAGCAGCAGCUCCUCCAGCAGGCAGAAUACUGUACACAAAUGGGAGCAGUCACCUGUACUGUCCUCUGGGGAGUAACCAGCAGUGAGGAGGUUGUCAAAGCCAUUCUUAGAGGAGACAAAGCAUUGAAGUUUUUCAACAUCACUGGUCAGACAAUGGAGAGUUUUGUGAAGUCAUUGGAUGGGGAUGUCAAGGAGGUUGAUUCUGAUGAAAAUCAGUUUGUAUUUGCCCUGGCUGGAAUUGUAACAAAUGUCGCUGCCAUCGCAUGUGGUCGUGAAUUCUUGGUGAAUUCCAGCCGGGUGCUCUUGGACACCAUGUUGCAGCUGCUGGGGGACUUAAAGCCUGGCCAGUGCACCAAACUCAAAGUUCUAAUGCUGAUGUCCCUGUACAAUGUGAGCAUCAAUUCAAAAGGCUUGAAGUACAUCAGCGAGAGUCCUGGAUUUAUCUCUUUGCUGUGGUGGCUUUUGAGUGACCCAGAUGCAGAAGUGUGCUCUCAUGCCUUGCGGCUCAUCCAGUCUGUGGUUCUUGAACCAGAAGUCUUCUCCAAGAUGGCCUCGGAGCUCCGGAGCUCUUUACCCCUGCAGCGCAUCCUGGCCCUGUCCAAGAGCCGCAACUCUCACCUGAAGACUGCUGCCCAGGAGCUCCUGGAAGACCUCCGUCCCCUGGACUGUGGUGUUUAGGUGUGCUUGACCACCAGGGGCUUGGUGAAAAUGCCAGUGGUCCUUCCUCUUCCCAGGCCCUCAACUUUGUGUUCAAAGCUAGAUGUCACUGUAGGUCAUGUGUUAGAGACUGCAGGCCUUGACUGACUAUAGAGAUGGACAGGAUGGGUAAGCAUCCUGCCUCUCCCUCCUGGGUGUGACACUUGAUAGAUAGCUGGUUAAUCUUGCCAGAGCAGUGAACACAGCAGGUUACAUUCUCCAGAAAGGUCCCCUCUGAACAUCAGGGAACUCUUCCAGAGUUUUCUCAGAGUAUCUUCUUGCUGCCCUGAGGCUGCCCACACUAGUUUUGUCACUCUAAAGAUGGGAGUUUAGAUCACCGUUUACCAUGUGGUCAUUGUUUCCCAAAAGCAUUUGUGUGAUAACCCAUCCUCUUUCUCUGGUAACUAUAACCCCACUACACAGGCUUACCUUCGUAAUCCUUUGGUGAACCUAUUCUUUCACAUGGUUUUGGAUAUUUGAGCUCUGUUUUGGUGCUUCUUUUAUUUUUUAAUAAA